GGAUGGGGCUAUGUCCAGGAGAACGUUGGUUGCCAGAAGGUGUUGGAAAAAAUAUUAAAUGUUUGAUUUUAAUACUCCAGUUGCUUAGUUGCAAUCAUGAACCCAGAGAUUUGGGAUAGUGAUGGUGGUUCUACUUCAGAGUCAAGUGAUUUACCAAAUAUAGUUUCCUCUGACGAGGAAUUGAAACCGUGGUUCCCUCCAUUUAAACUUCCACAGUUAAGCUAUGAAGUUCUGAUCCCCAAGCGAUGGUGUUACCUGAGGACAUCGGUUUUGAAGCGGUAUUGUCACAUUGUAAAGGUCCAGCUCCUGAGCCCUAUUCUCUUUGGUCGGCCUUACACGGACGAACUAUACAGGAACUGGGCUGUUCAAGCAGAGCUCAUCCAGCAUGAGGAUUAUGGUGAGCUCCGGGACCUUGAUCUCAAACCACUGAAGAUCAUCGAUCUUUUGGAAUCUGCACACAGAGCUUUGCUUGUUUAUGCUAUGAAACGACCACUGCUAAUCCAGUUUGUUCGUGUUGUUAAUGAAAACCUUGUCCAGUGUUCCACUUUGGAAGAGGCAAUAAACGUUGUGAAGCAACAAACGAUUUUUCGGGAUGCCUGGAAGAUGACAGUAGGAAAUAAAACACAAGUGGCUGCAGUCCUCGCAUUAACUGGGCUUCACUAUUUCAACCUUAUUAAACAAUAUUCUAUCGACCAGAAUGAUUUGUUUGAGCAAUUUGAAGAUCAGUGUCUUCAGGAAGAACAGCAAGCAAAAGUAUUUCAUGAACUUUGGGGAGCGGAUUUGAAAAAGCAGCUUUAUGAACCAGCAGUGAAAUCUUUGAAUGAAGCCAUUGGUGUAUGUGCCUUCAACCAUUUGCUAUAUGAGAAAAGAUCUUAUUGUUAUUUGCAACUGUGUCAAUACAAAAAAGCCUGGAGUGAUGCAAAACGAUGCACUGUCCUGAAACCUCAUUCCAUAGAGGGGCAUUAUCUAUUUGCGUCAGCUCUGUGUGGUAAAGGAUGGUAUACACGUGCUCUGAAGGCCAAUUCCCUGGCUCUUCAGGCAUGUCAGAGGAAACGAAUGAAUGUCAAAGGUUUGACAGAGCAGCGAGAACUCAUUCAAACUGAGCAAGUACUUUCAUCGAAAGAGAAAGAAAUUGAGAAUCAGAAGAGUGAAAACACCAGUUUGAAGGAAAGCAGUGGUUCUGAGAGUUCUCCAGUUGAGGAGGAUGACGAGGAAGGCAAUGAUGAAUCCAGAGAAGAUGAAGCAGAGGUUGUGGAUAUUUGGUUGGACGUCACUAAAGAUAAUGAUGUACAGGCAGAACAGGAGCAGAAUGAUCAAUCUCUCCAUUUUGAUAUUCCUUUCUUAUCGUUGAACUUCAAAGCUAGCAGCUCUGACUCUGAACAUGGUAGUUUUGAUGGAUUGAACCAAGGUCAUGGGUCAAAGAUGUUAUCCAGUGGACAUACUUCUGAUUCAGAGUCUGGCUCCAGCUUGAAAGAAGACCAGAGGGAUUUUACAGUUCCACAUAAUUCUGUGGAAUCUGACAGCCAGGAGAAAGAUUUCCCUGCCAUUGGAACAAAAGCUCCACCCUACCCAUUUACAGACUCUGGAAAAGAGGUUUCUGCUCCUGGAACAAUUGCAUCAUCAUCAUCUCCCACAGGUUCUAGCAAGGAUCUGAACUCCCUCUCGGUAUCUUCUGAAGAACACCAAUCACCUUAUCAAAGUGUAAUGGCCAAGGAGAUUGAGCAAGUAAGCAGUGAGUGUAAACAACCUGUAUCUUACAACAACGCAGAACAGGAGGAAGAACAAAAAUCAGAGAUGAGUUCAAAGGUGGAAGAGAGUUUGCUGAAAUGCAAAUUGAAAGAAGCUUCUGAGGCAUUGAUGGCAUCUAAUUUUAGAAAUGCUCAGGAAAACUAUUUGCAUGCGCUUAAAUUAAUAAAAGAAAAAAAGGUCUACAACUUGACAACGAUGGAGUACAUACUGGUUGAGUAUGCCUGCGGUUUUGCCUUUUUAGGAAAUAAUUUAAUUCAGGAUGUUUUAGAAGCUGAACGACACUUCAAGAAAAUUCUUGAGGAGUUUAGGGAUGAAGAUUGCAGUAACUUUAGCUGCCUGUCGUAUUAUGGUUUAAGUCGGGUCCACCUCAGAUGGAACAGAUAUAAAGAAGCACGGUCAUUCAUAGAGAAGUCUUUGAAGUUGGUGGAGAGUAAUUUAGUCCCAGGGCUUCAGACCUGGCCGGGCACAGAUACAGCCAUUGAAGAAACCAGGGAUGGUGUGCUGAAGGACCUGUUGAACGUGCUUCUUAAAGAGUGUUUAUGUCCACCAAGGCCUGAUGCUGUCUGCCAUUAUCGAUUCUGUUCCACCCAUAGCAGCAAACAGGAUAUUUAUAGGUCUGAUCCUGACUUUAAGGGGUUUGUCCGAGUUCACUGCAGCUAUGACUGCCGUAUUGAAUACCAUCUAUACUGCUGGAAACGCUGCAAAAUUAAAGAGUUCCAAGAUAAAAUAGAAAAAGAUAUUCUGGGUUUAGACUGCCUCACACCUGACUGCAUGGGAUGCAUCUGGAAGGUUGACAUUUUUCAAGAUUCGAGGCAAAAGACGAUUGAAAGCUCCAAGUCAAAAGAACAUAAAAGUGGCAGAAAUACAGCAACCAAGCAGUGUAGUAGCACUUUUAACUUGAAGAAGAUUGCCAGGAAAAAAGAAAGGAAGCAGCAAAACCCAGUAAAACAUUCGUCAAGUAUCUACCAGGACCAAAUUGAUACACCAAACAAAAAGCCUGAUCAGACUGAACUGAAGGAUGACACUUCUGGAGCCAGAAGGAAGGACGGCAAAUGCAAGAAAAAUAGCUGGCUUUCAAAUGAAUGGACAAAAGAUGAUAACAUCGGGUAUGCGGAAGAGGCAACAGCAAAGGUAUAUGAAAGCAGUUACGUGGAUUCCGGAAAGGCAGAUUAUUACCACUGGUCGACAAAAGAGGAAAAGCUGCAAAACUCAUUUGCCAGCAUGUGGAUUGAUGAGGUUCUUCUUAAUCCUUAUCCAUCGCUUGAUAGCACAAAGAGUUGUGACUCAGCAGUUCUCACGGAUCCAAUAAGACCUUUUGAAAGCAAAGAGAAAACCUUUAUGAUCCUAUACCAUGACAAAGCUCAACUGCUGAAGAGCUAUGAGAAGCUUCAAAAUGUGUACAAUCAACUUUGUUCUGAUACUCAGGAUGAACUCAGAAUUUACAAGGAAAAACAUGAACAGCUGUUGCUCAAUGAGAAGAAACUGAGGGAUGAGCUCUCCACAGUAAAGACACAGCUGGGGUCUGUCAGAGAGAAGCUGCAUGAUCAGAGAGAAUUUCAGUCGCAAGAACUUGGUGCCUUACAAGAAGAACUUAAAUCAGUGAAGAGUGAUGUAGAAAGGAACAAGAAAACUAUACAUGAAAUUGAUGGAGACAUUAAGAAAAUAAAAGGAAGGAGAGAAAAGCAGACCAGUGACAAGAAGAAAUUGCAGAAAAUGCAUGGCAACACAAAAGCAAAGAGCAAAGAGUCGGCAACCAGACUCUUGUCUGUUCAGUCUCAAAUACAGGAAUGGAAGAAAUACACAAAGUUGUAUUUUCUGAACCGCCAGCAUCGGGAGGCUGUGGACAAUGUGAAGUUCUAUACAACACUGAAAACUCGGAAUGCAAAUUCACCGGAAGUCAUCGCUAGCCAUGAUAUGUGGGAGAGACGAAUGAAAGGAAUUCAACGGCAAAUUAAUCUGAUCCAGGCUGUCUCUUCGCCACAGGAAUCAGGAGAAUAUUCUGAUGGUGUACCUAACACAGACUCCAGUGAAUUGGUGCCACCUCAGUUUAGAGGUAUCAACAAUUUUAAAAUUCGGCAGGGAUCAUCACCAUCUCCGACAAGGGCUGAAAUGAGGAAGAAUGUUGGAUUUGCUGGGGCGUCUGCCUCUGCUGAAGCUGGAUGGUUUUCACCAGGAUCCAGAACUCAAGGCAUUAACGCUGAAACAUUACCGAGGACAGCAAAAGAUGCCUACAUACCUUUGGCUUGGCCACCGAACUACACAAAUCCUCCAACAAUGCAACCCAUUCCACUCACGGAUUGCAGCUGGUCUGACCCUGAACUGGAACUUAGGAUGUUUACUGACCAAAACCAGUUUCAUGAUGAAUCACUUCAGCUUGCUGCUGGAGGUUUGGAAAUGACAAAUCCCUCAGCUGAAGCAAAUCCAGAUAUUUCCCUCUCUGGCUUACAGACAUCUCAUGUGUCUGGGAAUCUACAGAGCAAUCCAUUUGAGAGUUACAGUACCCAGAUGAAUUCCUUUAACAAACACUUCAACCAUUUGUCGCCUGCACAGCCAAUUAUACACUCCGGUAAUAAUCUGCAGGUUUUACAAGCCUCGGGGCCAUUUGUUGGAGCCUGUGCCAACAGUGCACAGACCGAUGAACCACGGUCGUCCUAUCACACCGUAAUGAAACAGCUUUUCUUCAAAUUUCCUACAAUAAGCAAAACAAGUUUGCACUCUUUGAUUAAUAAAGUGAAAGACGAAAAUGGUGGCACUCUUUCAAAUCUGUCUAUUGACGAGCUGGUGAGACAAGUCUCCUAUCAUGUUCACCAGGGUACCCAUCCAGACAUGGUAUAUGCAUCUUCAACAGAUACCUUAUCAUUUGCGCCGAUGAGUUACGAAAACCCUUUCUUCCCUGGCCAUCACACUCUGCAUUCUGAUCAGUCAGCCACGCCACUCAGUGGGUUUAGUGGCCUUGCACCAGUGGGUGCAAAUGAGUCAUUACCUCUUGGAGAUUUGUUGGAGAUGGAAGGCUGCUUCGAUCACAUGUAGAACCAAGGAAACAAAUUCACAACAGUUAUAAUUUUCUAAGCCUAUGUCAACGUAGCUGUCUGACAUGCAAUGUUUUUUCACUUACAUUAUCAGUGUUGCUGAACACAACCUAUAGAGCUUUUCCCAGAGCAACACACAGAAGAUGCUGGAGAAACUCAGCAGAUCGGGCAGCGUCUGUGAAGAGGAAUUAACAGUUGACGUUUCAGGCUGAGACCUCUCAUCAGGUUCAUGAAGGGUCUCAGCUGGAAAUGUCAAAUGUUUACUCAUUUACAUAGAUACUGCCUGACCUGCUGAGUUCCUCCAGCAUUUUGUGUGUGUUGCUCUGGGUUUUCUGCCUGUAUAUUGAUAAUGCUAAUUUAGUGUUGAUUUGCUGUUAAGUGUGGUGCUAACUGCCUUUGAAUUGUUAAUUAAACUGUUGUCUUCUGUAAAUCCUGUUAUAUUUGUUGUUGAUGCCAAAGUAUUGAUUCCUAGUUCAUCCCCAAAGCCUUUGGGGUGUCCCUGCAGUGAACUUCAUUCAUCAGUGUUUUAAAAAUGCUCUUGAAUCCAAGAACAUGUCUGAGUGCUUCGGGAAUGAAUCGGGAUUGGAUGGAAUGGAGGAUAGUGCUUCCCUGGAUGGCCAAGCAACAUGGAUUCAUUUUCCUCUUGCUCAGCAUGUGGAAGUACUCAGCAGGUCAUACAGGAUCUGUGGGUAAAGAAGCAAGAGUUAAUGUUUCAUAUCAAAGGCAUUUCUUCAGGACUCACUGACACGGGAGUGUUUUGGCAGGCUGAUAGAUGGUUUUAAGUUUAUUUUGGAACAACAUAUGUGAAAGCAAUAUAUAUGAUUCCAAAUAUUUAUUUCCCAAACUUAAUUUUACAAACUUGUGAUCAGAUCUAUAAAUUGUCCACAGUUCUGACAUCAGAAUCAUUCAAGUACAAUAUGGACUGCAAAAGCUGUUGAUUUUUCCUUCAAUUAAAAUGCCACAACCUCAAGAUGUUCAUUACAUAAAAGCAGAUAAGAGUUCUCCCUUCUUCACAUCCCUCUCCAUGAUGGUAAGCUGUAAGCUGUCUGGCACAUUCAGCCACAUUCCUGUGAUGAACUACUUACUGACCCUGAUGACACAACUGUUGUAACUGGCUGAUGGUGCAAAGCCUCACGGAGUUGGAGUUUGUAAUAAUAGGUGAUUUAUUAAACACUGCUCGUCACAGGAGACCAAUCAAAGCUGAUCUACUCGAGUAUCAACCUGAUACAGCUUUUACUUUCUCAGCUGACAGGAUUACCAGUAAAGCUACAUUUUGAUAACAGAGUGGUGGCUAUCGGUCCUGAUUACAGAAUGAAAUGAUAAUUCACAGGCCAGACAUUAAAUUGGUUAGUGCAAAGCUCGGGGCAUUCCGGAGUUUGGAGUUCUAUUCGAUAAGGAGUCUCUGUACAUCCUCCCCGUGGAAUGCUUGAUUUCUCCGGGUCCACCGGUUUCCAAACACUGUCCAAAGAUCUACCAGCUAGAUUAAUUGGUCAUUAUAACUUCUUCCAUGAAUUGGGUUGCUGGAGCAGUGUUGCUCUAAGGACCAACUCUGCACAGUAUCGCUAAAUAAAUAAAUGAAUGCAGAGUUUCUUAGCUGGCAAUUCCCUGGAUGGUGAACUCUGGUGCCCCGAGCUGUAAUGACCAUCACACUGUUGUUCCUACUGGCAUUUCCCUGGAUGGCUAAAAUGUUUACUUUGUUAAUCAAAGGACUCCACAAUAGCGUAGUGCUAUUACAGCUUGGGGCGUCAAAAUUCAGAGUUCAGCGCUGACGUCAACUAUGAAGAGUUUGUAUGUCUUCCCCAUGAGUGUCUGGGUUUUAUUCCAGGAUGAAGGUUACUUGGCUAUUGUAAAUUGUCCCGUGACUAUUCUGGAGUUAAGUAGGUGGUUUGCUGGGCAGGGCUUGUUUGGGCUGGUAGGGCCUGUUCCACACUAUCACUAUAUAAAUAAAUUAAUUUGGUAAAUCAUUAUUUUAUCCCAACUACUUUGGUUGUUUUAUUGAUUGAUAUUGAGUCACUCUACACAGUAAGCCCCGAAUUUAAUCCUAACUGAACAGGACAAUUUAAAAUGACCAUCUGGUAGGUCAUUGGAAUGUGGGAGGAACCCGGAGGACGUACAAACUCCUCACAGGUAGUGGCGUGAAUUGAACCCUGGUUGCUGGUACUGUAAAACACUGUGCUAACCACUAUACUACCAUGACUGGAUUAGAUUUGCAUUAUCUGAUGAACUCUCCAGAACCUCUGGAGAACAGACAAUGAUUAGGGAGUUCCUCACCAUGUAUCAGUUCGACAAGACCUGAUACAGGUUCUCAAUCCAAAACAUCAAACGACAACUUCUGCUUCCAAAAAUACUGCUCAGCCUGCUGAGUUCAUCUUGAUUCCAGAAUCUGUACUUUCUAUAGUUGAUAUGUAUUGCCUCUGAAUACAUGAAACUGGUUAAUUUAUACAUAGACUUCUCAAACGUGGAAUCUCCCCUAGGAUGUCUAGAUACCAUAUCAGAUGCGGAUGUUGGUGACCAUGGUUUUCCAUACAAAUCUAUCCCCUGUUCUUUGGAUGUCUUCUAUUUCCUCGAUUUGUAUCCACCUGGCUAGGCUUUUGAUCUACAUAAGCCAAGAUCUUCCUCUAGGUUUGCUCCUCUCGAUCUUUCCAGAGAGUAUGAGUUUUUCUAGUUCAUCUUUCCGCAUGAUGUGUCCUAGGAAUCUGAAUUGUCAUUCUCUUAUUUUUGGUAUGAGUGAUCUAACUGCUUGGGCUCUUCUGAGAACUUCUUCAGUUGAUUCUAGUCUCUUUUCCAUUGCUGGGGAAAUACAUGCUUAUCUUUCUGUCUGUUAAUAUGAUCUUCAUUUUCUUUCGCCAUGGCUAUUCUGUAUUUGAUAUGUGUUGCACCUGCCAUCACUUGUUAUUUGGCUGCCAAGAUAGCU
Molecule: messenger RNA, 7692 nt
Organism: Hypanus sabinus (Atlantic stingray)
Lineage: Eukaryota; Metazoa; Chordata; Chondrichthyes; Myliobatiformes; Dasyatidae
Exons: 39
Coding region: 97-4779 (1560 amino acids)
Molecular function (GO): protein binding
Source: RefSeq, a predicted model, not a curated record